Psylliodes chrysocephalus is the source of this 5749-nucleotide messenger RNA. The record is from the annotation of a GenBank genome assembly. NCBI's taxonomy places the organism in Eukaryota, Metazoa, Arthropoda, Insecta, Coleoptera, Chrysomelidae.
GGUUCUGCCGUUACGUCACAACUCGACAUUUGGCACUAGCGCACUUCAAAAACAGAUUUGUAACCAUGGACCACAUUUAUAACGCUCAAAUGAAACUAGAAGAAGAGAAUGUAGUUAAUUAAAUUCUCCUAACCUCUAAUCUUUGUUUUGGUUCGGUUGUGUUGCCUAAUCGCCUUUGUGAAAUUAUGUAGGUUUACAAAAAGGGUAACAAAAAUGGAAAACCAGAAUUAUGAAGCUGGAUUAAAAACUCAAGAAGCUAUUAAUAACCUUUACGAAGAAAUAUCUACAUUGCUUCAUCAAUAUGAGACAUCCUACAGGUGCAGAAAAUCUAGAUCUUGGUUGAAAGAUGCUUUGAGUUACAAUAGCCAGCGUACAACAGUCAAUGCCCUUUCAGUCACAUUUGGUCUCUGGACAGCCACAUCUCUUAUUAUAGGAUACUUACUAGAAGGUGACAACCUAGCAGGAUAUGAAGCCAUACCAAUUAUAUUUUUAUUAUUAGUAAAUGUCACAUUGGAAAUUUAUGAUAAUAAAUUCAGACACCAAGAAAUACCAAAUCGGGUCAGAUCAGUUUUAGAAAAUUUAAAAAAGGAACAGAAAAAUUUGGUUUGGACUACUGAACAUUAUGCUGACCAGUAUUCGCCUUUUUCGCCCUGCAUUACAUUACAGUGGACCUACCGAGAUGGCAAAAUUGUUAAUUUGCCUUGGGCAUUGCUGGUUAAAGGAGAUAUUAUUGUUGUUAAACCAGGUCAAACUUGUCCAGGUUACUGUGAAGCAUUAGACAAAACUACCGAAAUACCUUUAUUGCACGCAAAAGAAAUAUAUGCACCUACAUUACAAAAUGCUAACGAAGUUUUUAGUACUCCAAAGUACAGAAAGCCCUUAGAGCCAAAGAAAUAUCGACUUCUGGAAACUCCAUACUUGAACAAUUUAAAGAUUUUUCUAGAACAAGCUCUAGAUAGACCGGUGUCGCAGUUGAAUCAACAAAGGCAUUUAGUAACUAUAAAAAUUGUAGAACAAAUGAUUUUACCAUUUACUUUCGUUUUAGUAAUCGUAAUUAAUUUAUUUCGAUACUUCUAUUUCCAUAAGUAUCUUGGAAGAUAUUUGGUAUCAAAUACUUUAUUUAUUGUGCCAUGUAAUGUGAUUCUGCCUUUACUUCCUAUGAUAUUUCCUCUAUUCUGGAAUUUGUCAAAUUAUUUCGGAGCAGCCAGAAUCAAAACCGUUUUUGAUGCCUCCACUAAAUGCGAUUAUACAGUUAACGAAUUGGAAGAAGAUGCUGAUUUGAUGCCAGUCGAAGACAGCAAAUUAAAAAUUAGUAGAAAAGAUAUUUUAUUGAAUUUUUGGAAAAUUUUGAAAGGACAACCAGAAAUUCUCACAAGGUCUACUAAUAUUUUACAUGUGUUUGGAUCAGUUACUGCAUUGGGUUGUAUUGAUAAAAAGGGAGUUCUAUCUUGGCCAAACCCCACAGCAGAAAAAAUAUUUUUUCUUCACAAUCAUAAUGAUUCACGUUCAUCAAGUUUGGACAAUGUAAAUGAUCUAUCAAGCGACAUAGAUUCAAUGUUCCCAAAUUUUCAACCGGAGAGUCCCAAAAGUGCAGUGACUGAAGUACUUGAUCUCACACAUCACAAUAAUGAUCCUUUUAAACUGCAUUUUGACGACCAGGAAUGGAAUAAAUAUUUAUCUAACCUCAAACCCCUCGGUUUGGCUAUUUUAUUAAAUACGUGCAAUAUAAAUACAAAGGAACAUUAUACCACGUUUUGUUCACACAUCACCUGCGAGGCAAUAUAUAAUGAAAACUUGGUGCCAGUUACUAAUAGAAGAUGUCUGUGUGAAUUAGCCAAAGAAAUAGGUUUUGUAGACGAAGCACAAAAAAUUUUUACUCUCGAAGAACAGUUGUCUUCAUUUCGACAUUUGCAACCCGAAAUGGUGAGGCGAGAUAAUAAGUAUGCACGAUCUUUACAACUGUCAACUAAAUUAAAAUUCCCCUUUCCUCAUAUGUUUGCUGUUAUUGUUCAAGAAUUGUCUACAGGGAAUAUGCAAUUACUUUCCGAAGGAACAGCCGAUAUAAUUUUGGAUUCUUGCAUCGACUAUUGGGAUGGACAUGAUUUAAUUCCAUUGUCGAAUACUGACAGAAAGAGAAUACAAGACUUUUAUCAGAGAAGCAGUCUGACCGCCUAUUGCACUGCGUUUGCUUAUAGGCCACUUACCAAAAACAUUAAUUCUAAUUUAAGUGAAGUAUAUUUAGAACUUCCUAGCGAUUCGAGGCAUUUAUACUUGAGCCAAAGAAGUCCAACUCCAGUUCAUUGGGAUGUCAAAAGUGUCCUGGAUCCUAAAAUAAAAUCGUCACACUUUUACAGUGCAGAUUCUUUACUUUAUAACGAAUGUCCCACUGAGAAUGUGAAUGACGCAGAAAGCUGCUUUCGGAUACAAUGUAAUCAAAUAUUCAUCGGAAUGAUUACUAUGCAGUACCAAGCUUUAAUAGAUAUGGUUCAGUUAAUAGAGCAAUUGGAGAGAGCAUGUAUAAGAUUCGUUCAUUUUAGUAAAGAAAACGAACUUCGGUCUAGAGUAUUUAGUGAAAAGAUGGGUCUUGAAAGUGGAUGGAAUUGUCAUAUUUCGUUAUUAAGCGAAAGAAACAGAGGGGAAACUGGCGGACAAGCUGAAUGUAAUUCUAGUCCCCCUCAAAGACAAAGAUGUACGGCACAAGGAGCGAGAAGGAUUCCGAAUUCGCCGCAUAUCGAUGACAAAUCGUUCUUAAUCGAUAGUAACCUUGAAUCGUCCAGAACCAUGAGCUUUUCUGCGCCAGGUGCCAUCAAUAUGGAAUUCACAACAGUAAAAUUUGAAAAGGAAGUGGAGAAAUUCAAUAUUGAACGAAAACAGAGCGAACCGAAUGAGGAAGAUAUUGAUGAGGCUAGUCAAGAAAGUAUUCUUCUGCAAGCUGAUAGUAAUGCUCAUGAAUGGCAGUCGCUGAGCAAUCUUACCGAGAGUACCGAACACAGCGCACCCAUUAAUUUUGAUAUGAGCAAUAGGGCAAAAUUGCCAAGAGGAAUUGAUAAAAUUAGACCGCAUAUUGAACUAAUUGACAAUGUUCCUCUUUUAGUGUCUCUUUUUACUGACUGUACUCCAGACGUAACUAGGGAAAUGCUACAAAUUAUGCAAGACUACCAAGAGGUUGUGUGUAUAAUGGGUUCGGCUGAAAACUGUGAUAAUGCUGGUGUUUUCAUGCAAGCAGAUGCCAGCAUUUCAGUUGAACCACUGUAUCCCCAAGUGUGCAAAAAAAUACAACCUUUUAAGAGGCCAACCAACUGUUUAGGUCCUAUUGACAUUUCGGUACAGCUGAAUUCGAUACCAUGUUCGUUAUCGAUUCGUAGAGAUUGCACACUUCCCGUUUAUAGAUUGAUAAUGGAAUCGAGAAAUUUCGUGGCCUCAAUUUGGAAUUCAGGUCAAUUUUGGUUGUGCUGUUGUAUAGCUUUAAGCUUACUACAAGUAGUUUCGACAAUACUGAUGUUGCCGGGUUUACUUACGACAGGACAGGUUCUAUGGUUUUCGUGUUUGGUUGUACCAUUAAUAAGUAUUUCUUUGAUGGCGAAACCGAUUGAUAAAGAUGUCAUGAAGAAACCUCAGGGAAAAAACCAAAAUUUAACAAAUUGGCAUGCAGCAGUAUUUAUCCUGUGGUGUUAUGGGUCGAAAUUUGUGUUGACGUUUAUAGUCGUUUUAAUUUGUUAUAUCGGCAUCUUAACUAGUCAUUGUGAUCAAAUAUGCACCGUUUUGCCUAACUGUACUUGUGCAUUUUUCUAUAACCCCGUUAUACUGACAGAAACCGUGUCAAUGGGAGGGUGGGAUGAAAAUGAGUGGACUCUUCUGGUAGCUAGAUUAAUAAUAAGUUUUAUUAUUUUAUUGCACUUUGUUGUGAUCUCUGUUGGUUUUAUUCAUCGCGACCAUUUGUUUUUCCAAAAAUCUCCUCACAGAAAUUCCUAUUGGUUAAUUGCCGUUUUUAUACUGAUAUCGGUUCAGUCGCUUUAUACAGUUUUGAUAUUCAACAAUUUUAAAGAGUCUCAGAGAAGGAACAUUGAAUUUGACAUACCUCUUUGGGUCAUUAUUUUCGGAGCCAUUUCUCCAUUAGCAGUAUUUAUUAUUAACGAAUUGGUUAAAAGACAAGAAAUCAUGGUAAAGGAACGAUUUUUAAAAAGAGCUCGUCUGGACUUUGGUACAAAAUUAGGAAUGAAUUCGCCAUUUUAGACAGUCCUAAAUUUUAAUGUCUAAAUAUCUACAAGUAAUAGAUCUAUUUUUCUAUAACAUUUGUGUGUCAUAGUAUCAAAUAGUUAAAACAGUGGGACAAAUAAAGAAACCCAAAUAUAUCACUUAAAAAUGCUGCCAUUUUAAUUAUUUUUCAAUAAUGAUGAAAAUUCAAAUUUAUUUAUGAAAAUGUGACUUGAAAAUUACUGCCCGAUGAAAUAGUCACUAAGAAAAAUGUACAAUAAACCAAUAAAAUUUAAAAAUCAAAUUAUAGACAAAUAACUGGUCUCCAUAAUUUUUUUAUCAUAAUUUGAUGUAAUUUUUAGGUCUAUGUCAAAAUUAAUAGUAUUCAAAAUUUAGUGAAAGUGUAAGUAAUAAUAAUAAUUGUAUUUUUAUGUAUUCAUAAAGGCUUCCCCAAACCAACGCGAAAAUUCCGCGACAAACCUACAUGUUCAAAAUAACGCGAAUUUUAUGGCUAUUGUAUUGACUAAUUCGCUGCGAAUCCGCGAAUUCGCGUUGGUCUGGGGGAAGCUUAACUGGUAGGAAUGUUUAAGUGUUAGUAUUAAUAUAUAAUAACGUUCUUUGGCCAGUUUUGACAAUAUUUUAGUUUCAUUAUUAUGACAAAAAUGUGACUUCGCCCCUUCAAAUUUCAAUUAUUUUUAUGGAAAUGUGAGUUUCUGAGAAAAUCAGUGCUUCUGAGUUUUGAUGAAUAUGCAAAAUUAUCUUGUUUAGUAUUCUGCACCUUACUUUAUAAAAGAAUUCCAACGGAAUUAAAUCAGGAAAUCUUGAUGACCUUUUUGCGGUUUCUCGGAAAAUUGCUAAUCUAAAUAAUGUAUCGACAGUAGAAACGUUUUUCAAUAAAUAUUGUUUUCAUUUAAUAUUGUUUUUUAUUCAAAUAUCAAUUUCAUCUCAAAAUUAAAUAGUAAGUUUUGAGCAUUUUAAAAUGAGGUAUCACUUAACAAUUAUAUUAGAAAACAAAGUAAUAGCUGCAAUUUGGAGGUGUUAGAAGGCAUUAAUCUCUGUAUUAAAAUAAUUCUGAUUGAAAACUGUUGUUAAUUUAAAGGUACUGCUAAUGUGUUCAUUUUACCAUAAAACGUCAUAUUUAUAACAUAAACUUGAUAACCAAAAUGAUUCAUAGUUUUAUUUGGAGUAAGUUUUGACUAUAUGGACUACCCCUGCAAGUACUAGACAAAUUUGUAUUUGUACAUUAAUAUUUUUCGGUCCUAUGGUUGUCUACACCUACUUUACUUUUUAAUCUAUAUGUAAAAUUGUUUGUCCUGACUGAUUGACUGACCUAUCAGCGUACAGUCAAAACUACUGAGCCUAGAAAGUUGAAAUUUGGAACAUAGGUUUAUUUUAUAACGUAAGCAUCCGCUAAGAAUGGAUUUUUGGAAAUUUUAACUUUAAAGGGGGGAAAUGGGGGGAGGGAGCUUUUAAUGAAACUCUUUGUUCUUUAAAGUUAGAAACAUGAAAAUUUAAAUUACAGCUACUAAGCAUAAAUAAAUAAUGACGUGUUUCA